CAAGCCCACAACAAAGUUCCCAGAGGAGAAAUCCACAAUGUUAUGCCAACUCUUUUUUCAACUAACACAAUUCGCCUAACCUAAGUGUGUAGUUCCUGAUACAACGUCUGCAUUGGUUGCUUCCUUCAACGCUGUGCUGUCCGUAACUAUCAGCGGCAUUGAGAAAGGUGACAACAAGAUAUGGCAGAGAGAAGAAGCAAAGAGCUUUUGCAGUUGGAGCAUAAGGGCACGCCCCUUUCUUCCUUAGAAUCCGCUCUUCUUUUAAGUGGCAAUAAAAGAGAAGCAGACGCUCAAACUCGGAAACUCCCCUCUCAUGGCACUCCCCUCACUGCUCCACUUCCCCCAAGCCAACUUUUAGGGAAGGUUAAAGACUUCCUGGGAGUGAUGUCAGAAGCAAAUAAGCGGCUGGAACUUGAUGCAAAGGAACAUCCAGAGAAUUACGAUAUUGAAGAGCUAACUGGAAACGAAUCUGAAGUUAUUGAAAUGGAUUUGAUGCUUGGUGUCGCUGAUCUUAAGACACCUGAGGCAGUGGCUGCUGCUGAAUCUGCAAUUUCCACUUGUCAGCCUGUGAUUUCAUUGGCUACUGAUGGUAGUGAAACAGAUUCGGAGGAGAGUGAUGCUGAUGAUGACAGUGAGGAUGAUGAAAAUGAAAGCAGUGAAAAUUAUUGCAAAGAUGGAAUCGAUGGUGAAAAUGGAAAUGGGUCAGUAAUUAAAGAAACUAUUUCUGGUGAUGAUAAUAUUCAUGAAAAACAAAAGGGAACUGGUCAUUCCAAGAAACGUCCAAGGAUUGUUGAGCUCUCGUGAGCCUAUAUGGUUUUUAGGAUUAGAUCCUCAUGUAUACUGAGAUGAUUUCGAUCAGUUACGAUAUAUUUCGAUCUUGUUGGUUGGACUUAUGCUGAAUUGAAAUAUAACCAUAGCCUCCCACACCUAUGAGAUGAUACAGUGGAAAAGCUUCCAUUCUUCAAAAUGUACAGGUCUCUAUUUUUCGGCCUCUACGGCAGGGGCAACCGGUAAAAGGACAAUGUUUGGCAUUGUUA
Messenger RNA from Vigna angularis (adzuki bean), 1037 nucleotides. RefSeq lists its product as uncharacterized. The transcript is spliced from 5 exons. Gene Ontology annotation, biological process: box C/D snoRNP assembly. The record is from RefSeq and is a predicted model, not a curated record. Bases 181 to 804 code for a protein of 207 amino acids. Lineage: Eukaryota; Viridiplantae; Streptophyta; Magnoliopsida; Fabales; Fabaceae. Gene Ontology annotation, molecular function: box C/D methylation guide snoRNP complex binding.